CACCUAUACAAGCGUCUACAAGCAAAAAAGCACCUGCACAAGCGUCUACAAGCAAAAAAGCACCUGCACAAGCGUCUACAAGCAAAAAAGCACCUGCACAAGCAUCUACAAGCAAAAAAAACACUUCACCUGCAUAUGUGCCUACAGGCAAAAAAACAUCUACAUCUUCAGGCAACAAAAAAGAUUCUUCAUCCAGGGUUUAUGAUGAUUUGAAUGAUGAUCUUGAAGGCUUUAACAAUUAUGAUGCACCUUUGAGUAACA
Racocetra fulgida is the source of this 261-nucleotide messenger RNA. Lineage: Eukaryota; Fungi; Glomeromycota; Glomeromycetes; Diversisporales; Gigasporaceae. The record is from the annotation of a GenBank genome assembly.